Messenger RNA from Cricetulus griseus (Chinese hamster), 1879 nucleotides. NCBI's taxonomy places the organism in Eukaryota, Metazoa, Chordata, Mammalia, Rodentia, Cricetidae. The record is from RefSeq and is a predicted model, not a curated record.
ACGGGGCGCUGAGACCCCCGCGUCGUUGCCCAACUCGGUUCAGCGCGCCAAGCCAAGAUAUCUCCAGACAGGACAAGACUCUGAGGACCCUCCCAGCCCCUAACCCAGUGCUAUUCACCACCCCAGCUUGCCCCUAGCUCUCCCACCUGCCACUCCCUGGCCCCUCCCACCACCCGCCCUCACCCCUUGGGGCGCAGGGCAUGGUGUGAAAGGCUGAGUACUGAGGCGGGUACCAUGGGUGCUGUGCCCUAGGGCCUGGGUGGCGGGGGGUGGGUGGCCUUUGGGCGUGGGGGGCGGGCAGUGUGCCCACCCCAGUCUCUUGGCGUGCUGGAGGGCGUCCUGGAUGGAACUGAAGUGAAUGGAACAGAAGCCAAGCAAGGUGGAGUGUGGGUCAGACCCAGAGGAGAACAGUGCCAGGUCACCAGAUGGAAAGCGAAAAAGAAAGAACGGCCAAUGUUCCCUGAAAACCAGCAUGUCAGGGUAUAUCCCUAGUUACCUGGACAAAGACGAGCAGUGUGUCGUGUGUGGGGACAAGGCAACCGGUUAUCACUACCGCUGUAUCACUUGUGAGGGCUGCAAGGGCUUCUUUCGACGCACGAUCCAGAAGAAUCUCCAUCCCACCUAUUCCUGCAAAUAUGACAGCUGCUGCGUCAUUGACAAGAUCACCCGGAAUCAGUGCCAGCUGUGCCGCUUUAAGAAGUGCAUCGCUGUGGGCAUGGCCAUGGACUUGGUUUUAGAUGAUUCGAAGCGAGUGGCCAAACGCAAGCUGAUUGAGCAGAACCGGGAGCGGAGACGGAAGGAAGAGAUGAUCCGAUCGCUGCAGCAGCGACCAGAGCCCACUCCUGAAGAGUGGGAUCUGAUCCACGUUGCCACAGAGGCCCAUCGCAGCACCAACGCCCAGGGCAGCCACUGGAAGCAGAGGCGAAAAUUCCUGCCGGAUGACAUUGGCCAGUCACCCAUUGUCUCCAUGCCAGAUGGAGACAAGGUAGACCUAGAGGCCUUCAGCGAGUUUACCAAGAUCAUCACCCCGGCCAUCACCCGUGUGGUGGACUUUGCCAAAAAACUGCCCAUGUUCUCCGAGCUGCCUUGCGAAGACCAGAUCAUCCUCCUGAAAGGGUGCUGCAUGGAGAUCAUGUCCCUGCGGGCAGCUGUCCGCUAUGACCCUGAGAGCGAUACCCUGACGCUGAGUGGGGAGAUGGCGGUUAAGCGCGAACAGCUCAAGAAUGGCGGCCUGGGUGUAGUCUCUGACGCCAUCUUUGAACUGGGCAAGUCACUCUCUGCCUUUAAUCUGGAUGACACGGAAGUGGCUCUGCUGCAAGCUGUGCUGCUAAUGUCAACAGACCGCUCCGGCCUGCUGUGUGUGGACAAGAUUGAGAAGAGUCAGGAGGCGUACCUGCUGGCGUUCGAGCACUACGUCAACCACCGCAAACACAACAUUCCACACUUCUGGCCCAAGCUGCUGAUGAAGGAGAGAGAAGUGCAGAGUUCGAUUCUGUACAAGGGGGCAGCGGCAGAAGGCCGGCCGGGCGGGUCACUGGGCGUCCACCCGGAAGGACAGCAGCUUCUCGGAAUGCAUGUUGUUCAGGGUCCGCAGGUCCGGCAGCUUGAGCAGCAGCUUGGUGAAGCGGGAAGUCUCCGAGGGCCGGUUCUUCAGCACCAGAGCCCGAAGAGCCCGCAGCAGCGUCUCCUGGAGCUGCUCCACCGAAGCGGAAUUCUCCAUUCCCGAGCGGUCUGUGGGGAAGACGACAGCAGUGAGGCAGGCUCCCUGAGCUCCUCCUCCUCCUCUGACGAGGACCCGGAGGUCUGCGAGGACCUGGCAGGCAAGGCAGCCUCGCCCUGAGGCCCCUUGGAGGGUGAUGGGGGAGGAAAAGGAGGGCGC